AAAAAAUUAAAUUCUCUUCAAAAUUAUUGCCAUUUUAAUACAUUAAAAAAUGGAGACUAAAAAUAUAGUGAUAAUUUUCGCGGUUAUUAUUGUCCUGGUUGUUAUUAUUAACAUUCUUCUCAUCACGUAUAUUAUAUUAGACUGCUAUUAUCGUGAACACGUGUAUGCAAAUGCAAUGCGUCCGGAUCCAGUCGUGCAACCAAAGGCCGUUCCAUACACAGCGAUUAACUGGGGCUCUAUAUUUUCUGACCUCGGAGUUCGUCCACCUCCUGAACAAUGACUCAACAAAUAAUACUUGCUGUAAUCGGCAUAUCAGUUAUUCUGUGCCUGACCGUUUUGAAUUUACUCUUCAUUUACUUUAUAAUCAACAAUCCGUACCGAAAGAAAAAAUCGACCACUACAACGCCCACGCCCACAACCACCAUCGAGACGGAACCAGAAGAAAUAGUGACUGAGCCUGGUGAAGGAGAGGGAGAGGGAGGCGAUGAAGCUGCAGCAGAACGCUAAAAAUUAUUUUCAGACCCAUCACCCCCGGUUCGGUGUUGCUUGGUCUUUCUUGUCAAAUUCGGAUCAGUGUCGCGCGGCGCUCAGCGGUGUCAACUUGUCGUGUGCAGCGCAAAUUCCCAGUGCCACAGAGUAGUCCAGUCCAGCAGCCUUCCCAGUGCAGACAGGAGCCUAGUUGGAUACCCGAACCGAUCCCCAGAUUGCAAGCCCGAUCCCGAUCCCGAUCCCGUAUAGCCGUUGAACUGAGGAAGCGCCAGCUGCCAAAGCGCGGAAGAAUGCCGACCAUAACCGAAGACUGCAUCGAUGGAUUCCAACAGUAUUACUCGCGGCCGCCGGAGAGACCGAAGAAGAAGUCCCUGAAGCAGAUGGUCUACGACUCGGAGGACAACUCCUACUUCGGCCGAUCCAUCGACAGUUGGGCCAAAAUCGGAAUUUUCUAUGUGGCCUUCUACGGAGUCCUCGCUGCCCUGGUGGCCAUCUGCAUGUGGGCCUUCUUCCAAACCCUCGACCCUCGCAUUCCCAAAUGGACCUUAGACCGCUCCCUGAUCGGCACCAAUCCAGGUUUGGGUUUCCGCCCCUUGCCGCCGGUCGACAACGUGGAAAGCACUUUGAUCUGGUACAAAGGGACUCAGCAUGAAAACUACAAACACUGGACAGACUCCCUAGAUGAUUUCCUGGCGGUUUACAAAGUACCCGGACUGACUCCCGGUCGUGGUCAGAACAUCUACAACUGCGACUACAACCAGCCACCGCCGAAGGGCCAGGUGUGCGACGUGGACAUAAAGUCGUGGUCUCCUUGCACCAAGGAAAACAACUACAGCUACCACAAGAGUGCGCCGUGCAUUUUCCUCAAGCUCAACAAAAUCUAUGGAUGGAUACCAGAGUACUACAACGAUUCGCGGGACCUGCCCGAAUCCAUGCCUUUGAGCUUGAAGACCUACAUCGGUGAGGUCGAGAAGACGCAGCCACACAAGCUAAACACUAUUUGGGUGUCGUGCGAGGGCGAGAAUCCAGCCGAUCAGGAAAACAUUGGAGCCGUCAACUACCUGCCAAUCAGGGGCUUCCCCGGUUACUUCUAUCCCUACCAGAACUCCGAGGGCUACUUGAGUCCCUUGGUGGCCGUACACUUCCAGCGCCCCAAACGCGGAAUCAUCAUCAACGUGGAGUGCAAGGCUUGGGCUCGCAACAUUUUGCACGAUCGCAAGGAGAGGAUCGGUUCGGUUCACUAUGAGCUCCUUAUCGAUUAAAGUGUAUCGAAAUAUUAUCUAUAACAUAAUGUAAAACAGAAUCUCCGAUGAGCAAGAAUCUCGGAACCAGAGGGGUGAGGACGUCGUUAAAUAUCGUCUAAGACAAUCCUACCAGAGGCAAACCACCAGAAGUUUGUUGUAGUAAAAAUUGUGAAAGGUUCAGAUUUCCGUUUGUAAUUUAAAAUUCAAAAUUAUUGAAUUGUAUUAUUUCAUGAAGUUAUUAAACAUACAAAUUAUAAUCAAGA
Molecule: messenger RNA, 1996 nt
Organism: Drosophila rhopaloa
Lineage: Eukaryota; Metazoa; Arthropoda; Insecta; Diptera; Drosophilidae
Gene: nrv2
Product: sodium/potassium-transporting ATPase subunit beta-2
Exons: 8
Coding region: 780-1751 (323 amino acids)
Biological process (GO): potassium ion import across plasma membrane; intracellular sodium ion homeostasis; intracellular potassium ion homeostasis
Cellular component (GO): sodium:potassium-exchanging ATPase complex
Molecular function (GO): ATPase activator activity
Source: RefSeq, a predicted model, not a curated record